ACAGACACCAAGAGCUGGGUUUGAACUGUGCUGUAAACAGUACCUGCAAAAUGGGAGACGCCUCAGUCGCAUCAGGACAGCAGUUGCCCGAGCCAAAUCUCAGUGUCAAUGGUGAGAGGGUCGAGACAUACAGCGAUAUCAAACCAACCGAUGUCGUUUAUCCCGACACCCCGGAAGUCCCGGCCCUUCACCAACGGGCAUUGCCUUUACGACCAUAUGGAGAUCACAUCCCUCCAAAAGGCAUUCGCAAGCCUGUAGCGGUUCCCAAAGACCGGGCUCUCUUCGCAAACCCGAAUCUGCCGAAUCUGUUCUCGGGUUCCGAGGUACAGCGUGUGGACCUGACUCCGUCGCUGGGGACAUUGAUCACUGGGAUCCAGCUGAAUGCAUUGACGGAUGCGCAAAAGGAUGAGCUGGCGUUGCUGGUUGCACAUCGUGGGGUAGUCUUCUUCCGUGAUCAAGACAUCACGCCCGAAGAGCAGCGAAAGCUGUUCGACUACUAUGGUGUUCCUGAAGAAGGGGUCGAUCCAGAGAAUACAAAACCCAAGACCCACACCAUCCAGGAACAGGAAGAGGAUUAUCGAGGUGUCUAUGUCCACUUCAAGUGGCCGUUCGCCGACUUCCACGCGGACAGUAGCUUUCAGGCGAAUCCUCCGUCUUUCUCACUCUUGAAGAUCGACACUCUGCCUCCAACUGGUGGCGACACAGCUUGGAUCUCGGGUUACGGGACGUACGAGACAUUGUCCAAGCCUUUGCGAACCUUUCUGGACGGGCUGAGUGCAUGGCACACAUCAGGUCUUGUCUACGACUCGGUGACAAACUUCUGGGGCAAACAACUUCCAGAAAGACCGGUAGAGACGCUUCAUCCCGUGGUGCGGACACAUCCAGUCACUGGCUACCAGGUGUUGAACCUGAAUUCCGGUUUCGUGGAUCGAAUUGACGGCCUGAAACGUUACGAGUCGGACAAACUUCUGGAACUGCUCUUCACACAUAUCCACACUGCCCAGGACCACACGGUCCGAUUCAAAUGGGAGAAGAACUCGGCGGCUUUGUGGGACAACCGGUAUUGUGCUGUUACUCACCGCGCCACUCAUGACUAUGCGCCGCUCCUGCGGAAAGGAACGCGUGUCACCAUCAAGGGCCAGAUCCCUCAACAUUCACCCGAAGGCAUAACGAGGCGCGAAGGGGUGAUUCGAGCUUUGGAGGCUGGCAAGGUCUCGGCAGUCCAUGAUGCCAACACCCGCAAUGGAGAUUAUAAAUCGAGAGGACUGCCUAAGAGGUUCGGAUGA
Molecule: messenger RNA, 1286 nt
Organism: Exophiala dermatitidis NIH/UT8656
Lineage: Eukaryota; Fungi; Ascomycota; Eurotiomycetes; Chaetothyriales; Herpotrichiellaceae
Product: taurine dioxygenase
Exons: 6
Coding region: 51-1286 (411 amino acids)
Cellular component (GO): cytoplasm
Molecular function (GO): 2-oxoglutarate-dependent dioxygenase activity
Source: RefSeq, a predicted model, not a curated record